Messenger RNA from Penicillium angulare, 1527 nucleotides. RefSeq names its product cytochrome P450. Gene Ontology annotation, molecular function: iron ion binding; oxidoreductase activity, acting on paired donors, with incorporation or reduction of molecular oxygen, reduced flavin or flavoprotein as one donor, and incorporation of one atom of oxygen; heme binding. The coding region runs from base 1 to 1527 and encodes 508 amino acids. The transcript is spliced from 2 exons. Lineage: Eukaryota; Fungi; Ascomycota; Eurotiomycetes; Eurotiales; Aspergillaceae. The record is from RefSeq and is a predicted model, not a curated record.
AUGAAUAGCAUUCUGAAUUUACAACCCAGUGUGGUACUUGUGCUGGUCACAGUACUAGGAGCCAUCGCCUACAUAUCACUUAAAGGCUUCUUUAUCCGUCGCCAGUUUGCACGCGCUCAUGGCUGUGAACCAGUGGCCAAGGCCGCUAACAAAGACCCCUUCUUUGGACUCGAUACGAUACCAGAGACUCUCCGCGCGAUCAAAGAGAACAGGAUCCUUGCGAGAAGUCCCGAUUUUUUUCGCCGCUUUGGCAAUACACACACUUUCAGGGGUCUAAAUAGUUACCAGAUUGUGACUAUCGAGCCAGAAAACAUUAAGACUGUACUAUCGCUCAACUUUAAGGACUACGGUCUCGGAUUUCGUCUACCCUCGUUCAAACCACUCCUUGGGGAGGGCAUUUUCGAUACCGAUGGCGAGCAAUGGGCUUCAUCGCGUGCUUUGAUUCGACCCAGUUUCACUCGCGACCAGGUAGCUGACUUGACAAUGCUUGAGAAUCUGAUUCAGGAUUUUUUCGCAUUGCUUCCGAGCGAUGGUCAAACCGUCGAUCUUCAGGAUCUCUUUUUCCGCUAUACAAUUGACUCUGCGACCGAAUUUUUAUUCGGUCAGUCUGUUGGGACCUUGAAGAAGUCUGAUACGGAGCCUGUGUUUGCGGAGGCCUUUCACAAGGCCCAGAAAUCGAUCUUGACGCGAGGUAUUCCUUUCCCAUUAAAACUGGUCUUCUCUCAUGAUGAGGCUGAAGAGUAUAAUGAAAUUUGUCGGACAUUUGUUCAGCGAUUCGUGGACGAAGCCUUCGAAGCUGUGGAGCUUAAAAAGAGCGAGACGGAAACCACAGAAUCGGAGACAAAGCGACCAAGGCACAUUUUCUCACAUGAGCUCGCAGCACGAACGACUGAUAGAACUCGCGUCCUUGAUGAGUUGGUGAAUGUUCUGCUAGCUGGUCGCGAUACUACUGCAAGUCUGCUCAGUAAUAUGUUCUUUAUGCUGGCAAAGAACCCAGCUAUAUGGGACAAACUGCGCAGAGAGGUAGCAUUUUUGGAAGGCCGACCACCAACUUAUACAGAGCUGAACAACCUGAAAUAUGUUCAAUGCUGCAUGAAUGAAUCACUGCGUUUACAUCCAGUCGUACCCCGUAAUCAGCGCAAGGCGCUGCGAAAUACCGUCUUGCCCGUUGGUGGUGGAAAAGAUGGCCUCUCGCCGGUUUUUGUACCGGAAGGUGCUUUCGUGUCUUACAAUGUAUACUCGAUGCAUCGACGAGAAGAUAUUUACGGACCAGAUGCAGAAGUCUUCCGUCCCGAGCGCUGGGAAGAUGGAAAGUUGCAGCCACGCUGGGGGUAUCUGCCCUUCAAUGGUGGUCCUCGAAUUUGCAUAGGCCAAAGAUAUGCCCUGACUGAAGUUGGAUAUGUUCUUGUUCGGAUGGUUCAGAGGUUCAGAACAGUAGAGAGCCGCGAUUCUGGGGAAUGGGAGGAGUCGAGGGGGCUGACUAUGACUUCUAAAAAUGGAGCGAAAGUAGCCCUCACGGCUGAGUAA